Messenger RNA from Pungitius pungitius (ninespine stickleback), 1956 nucleotides. RefSeq names its product complement component C1q receptor. The record is from RefSeq and is a predicted model, not a curated record. NCBI's taxonomy places the organism in Eukaryota, Metazoa, Chordata, Actinopteri, Perciformes, Gasterosteidae. Gene Ontology annotation, molecular function: extracellular matrix protein binding; extracellular matrix binding; calcium ion binding. Gene Ontology annotation, cellular component: external side of plasma membrane; extracellular matrix. The transcript has a single exon. Gene Ontology annotation, biological process: cell migration. Bases 226 to 1944 code for a protein of 572 amino acids.
AAGAGGUCAGCGGGGCAGAGAAAAAGAACCUAUGACUGCCGCUAAACAUGGUUUCCGUCUUUAGUUUUCUUCCCAAACAGGAUGCAUGAGCAUGAAUGUUACUCUCAGACCGGCAACACUUCUUUUUGGCUACGAAUAUGUGGUCGACCACAUAUUGAGGUCGCAUUUCACUAAAAGCUCCCAGGGACCUCGCGGAUAUAAGCUUAUUUAUUGGGCUAUUUAGCGAUGAUGUCGUGGAUUUUUGUGCUGCAGCUCAUCGUUUGCUUUGAGGGUUUAUUUGGAGCUGAACAUGAGACGCUGUGCACCUCCAACGCCUGCUUUACUCUGCAUAUGGACAUGGUGAGCUUUGAGAAGGCCCGCGAAAACUGUACACACAAUGGAGGUUAUCUAGUGACGGUCCGAAACCAAGAAGAAGAGGAUGUACUGCGCUCGCUUCUCUCACAGAUCCAAAGACAACCACUGGGCGAAGCACUUCCAUUUUGGAUUGGAUUAAAGCUACACAGAGAGAACUGCGUGUUGGCUGACCAGAGUCUCAGGGGGUUUAAGUGGGAAUCCGGAGACCAAGAUUCCAACUAUUCCAACUGGGAGAAAGAACCUCAACGCACAUGCACAGAAAGAUGUGUAACCAUUACUUACAUUGUAUCGGGUCAGAACCAACUGCAAUGGACUGAUGUAAGUUGCAAAGAAACUGCUUUUUAUGCAUGUGCGUUUUAUUUUAAAGGGAUGUGCAGACCUUUGGCUCUAGUGGGGCCCGGAAAAAUCACCUACACGGCGCCCUUUUCAGAAGAGCCACUGAGAAGUGAUAUGCAACUAUUUCCACUCGCAACACUUGCUGAUAUUUCGUGUGGUGACGAACCGUCUCAGGACCAACCGUACUCUAUGUGCCAGGCGCGGGACAACAGCUACAGUUGGAAUGUGCCCGGUCCAUUUUGCAAAACGGGAAAGCGUCACUGCGCGACAAACAACGGCGGAUGUGAACAUUUGUGCCGGCAGGAGGCAGAAGAAGAGGUUCGAUGCUUUUGCAGAGAAGGUUAUGACCUAGAUGAGGAUGGACUGGCUUGCAGGAUGAAGUCUGCGUGCAGCGUUGAAACCUGUGAGCAUCAGUGCGUAGUGACGGAAUCGGGGCAUUCCUGCAGCUGUCCGGAGGGGUUCGAACUAGAUGUGAACCAGCGUAACUGCUCUGACAUUGAUGAGUGCAGGUCCCGAGCCUGCAGGGAUCACCUGUGCCACAAUACGCGCGGCAGCUACACGUGCGAGUGCCAAGGCGGCUACCGAAUGGUCGGCGGCAAAUGCGUCGAUAUCGACGAGUGCAAGCAAGCGGGAUGCGAGCACAGCUGCUCGAACAGCGUGGGGUCGUUCUCUUGCAGCUGCAACGAAGGCUUCAGUUUAUCCGCCGACGGCCACUCGUGUGUUGACAUCGACGAAUGCGCCAGCGGUCCUUGUCCAACGGAAUGCGCCAACACGGAGGGCGGCUACUCGUGCUCCUGCCCGCGGGGCUUUCACGCGGAGGCCGACGGCUCGACGUGUGCUCCGGACGCGACGGAAACCUCGUCGGCUUCGACCGACGGCCCACCGGGCGACGGAGAGAACUUCACAGAGUCCCUAACCGGAACCACGGUCGAGCUCCAACACCGGUCCCCUCACGCUGACGCAACCAUUCCGGACCUGGGCAACGUCACGCGCGGGGAUCCGCGGAGCAACGCGUCCUCGGUGGGAGGUUUUGCCAACUCGGUUCAUUUCAGGGUGGUCGUGUGCGUCCUCGGCUCAGUGAUCCCUCUGAUGCUUUUGGUGGCGGUGACUCUGACCGUCGCGCUCUUCCGAUGCCGGCGCUCCAAAAAGGAAGCGAAGAAAAGCAGCACCGCGGAUGGUUACUGCUGGGUCCCCUCUGGGUUGGACCAGCGACUAGAGAAACUCUAUGAGUCCAUCUUGACUGAUGACCUAUGACCUGUCAGCGAU